This is a messenger RNA of Phragmites australis (common reed), 1245 nucleotides long. RefSeq names its product leucine-rich repeat extensin-like protein 3. Bases 184 to 723 code for a protein of 179 amino acids. The transcript has 4 exons. The record is from RefSeq and is a predicted model, not a curated record. NCBI's taxonomy places the organism in Eukaryota, Viridiplantae, Streptophyta, Magnoliopsida, Poales, Poaceae.
AAGAAUAAAAAAAAAGUGGGGAAAUUUAACAAGCGAACAAAAGCUCCACUGCCUUGUCUGCAAUGGCGUCUGGGGCUUUUCCCACUAGCGGCCACUGCCCCCUCGCUUGCUCUCCUCCUUAGGCUACUACUAGUACCAGUAGACGCCGCCGCUCCCAGCCCUAGCACUCCGGCUCCCGCCGCGAUGGGGUCCUCCUCGCCGUCGCCGCCGCCGCCGCCGCCGAUGAUCGGGCGGGCCGGCAACCUCACCGUCUUCAUCACGCCGCCGUCUCCGGCCAGCACGACGCGGGGCUCCUCGCGCCCGCCGCCCGAGUCCCCGGGGUCGGAUUUCUCGACCCCGACCCCCCACAGGGCGCCUCCGCCGGCGGCUGCGCCCUCGCCGAAGAAGCCCGCGAGCUCACCCACGGCGUCGGUGGUGUUCACCCCGCCCCCGCCGCCCGUGAAGGUCGCACCGCCGCCGGUGCAGGUGCCUCCGCCGCAGUACGAGAAGGCGUCCGCGGGGGGCAAGCAUGACGGAUCGGCGUUCGGGUUCUUCUGGGACGCCGUCGCGCGCGUGCAGGAAGCUCACGCAAGCCUUGAUGAGUACGUGGCGAACUGGUUCGGCUUGGAUCAGUCCAAGUACCAGUGGGCGCUCAACGACUACUACGAGGCCACCGGCAAGGAAGUUGAUUGUGUAAAAACUGGCAAGCCGAAGGAGCUUACUGCUAAAGUGCAGAAAGUUUGAAGCAACUUCCUUUUGGGUUGAUGUGUAGCUAAGCGUAUGGAUGCAAUUGUUAUAAUUUGGGGACCUGAAAGGUGGUCGUUCUCUACUCUCUUGAACUGCAUGAAGCAGGGGGAUAUGCAUUGCAUGCUGGGCGUGUCGAGACCGCAGUCGGAUCGUGGAGACAGGAGAGUCUGAAGUCGUUUUCUUUGUGCCUUUCAGGAUCUGCUGUAAUCCUGAGGUUAUGUCAAACACAUUCGAGUAUUUGCAAUGGCUAAUAGUAUUCUCAGCUGCCUGCCGUUCUUACCAGUGAGUGUGUUGCACUGUGUUUGCUAUGGUUAAAUAGAAGGGGCAAUUGCCACCAUACUAUUAGUGAAAUUCCAUUUUGUCAAAAUACUAUUGAAUGUGUCAAUGACAUGUGGAACUAGGUUAUUAGGUCUCAGUUGUCAUUGACAUAGCUUAAUGCUAUUUUGGCAAACUAGGGCUUCAGUAGUGAUAUUUUGGUAAUUGCCAUCACACUAUUAGUAAAAUUGCAUUUUGUCAAAA